Octopus sinensis (East Asian common octopus) is the source of this 4593-nucleotide messenger RNA. Its product is annotated as protocadherin gamma-A11-like. Gene Ontology annotation, molecular function: calcium ion binding. The transcript is spliced from 4 exons. The coding region runs from base 487 to 3357 and encodes 956 amino acids. NCBI's taxonomy places the organism in Eukaryota, Metazoa, Mollusca, Cephalopoda, Octopoda, Octopodidae. Gene Ontology annotation, cellular component: plasma membrane. Gene Ontology annotation, biological process: homophilic cell-cell adhesion. The record is from RefSeq and is a predicted model, not a curated record.
CAUGAAGUUUACUUAGAACCUAAAAAUUAAAUUCCAAUAAGCAUACCCAAACAUGAGUUAAGUCUGUGUACAUUGAAUUAUAAAUGACUCAUUCUUUUAAAAGUGUUAGAAGAGGAAAAUUUUGUUCCCCUUUCUUUUGUGACCCCCUCCCUCCCUCCUUCCACCCCCACCCCCACACCUUCCCCUGCCACUUCCAAAACAACCAGCCAGCCAGCCAACCAACCAACCAGCCAGCCAGACAUUGGCUGCAACAGACAUUACAUAGAUACACCUCACUUAGUAGAACUGCAGACCUCUCUCCCAUAUAUAUAUCCACACAACAACACAGACCAAGCCACAUAUAACUCUGCUAGCACACAACAGCAGUCAGCAUUGACUGCACAACUCUACAGCAGGAUACAUGUCUCAUUUAACGACAAACUGCAAUGGAUUUAGUGACACAAUUGCAGAUUUUCUGAACCAUCACAUGAGGCCCUCUCUUUAAAAAUGAUCAACCACUGUUGCUUAGCAACAUUUUUCACUAGCGAUAUGUUGAUGCCGUUGAUUUUUCUCAUGAUCUUUAUAACAUCUUGUCUCUGUGUUGAUGUGACUUACCAUGUUGAAGAAGGUAAAAGAUCUAAUACUUAUAUUGGAGAUAUUGACAUCGAUACCCAUUUUGUAGAAACAUUUCCAGUCAAAGAUCGGAUAAGUUUCAGUCAAAUAAAACAUAAUUCUGACAUUCCUCAGUUAUUCAAUGUCACCAAAAGAGGAAAACUAUACACCACACAGACUCUAGAUGCAGAGACACUUUGUAGCUACAAUAAAGAAUGCUUUAGAAUGCUUGAUGUUGCUGUGCAAAGAGAAAAAUUUUUCAUUAAAAUAUUAGAAAUCAAGGUAAUUAUAGAAGAUAUCAAUGACCAUCGGCCUGAAUUUCCUAAAAGACUAAUUCAGCUUCAAUUCUCUGAAGGGGAUCGAAAAGGAAUGACUAAAUCAAUUUCUAAUGCUAUUGACAAUGAUGUUGGCUUAUUGAACUCCCAGAUCAACUAUGAAUUAAUAAAAAAUCAUGAUGAUCCGUUUUCACUUGCUGUUUCGAAAAGGGUUGAUGGUUCUUAUUCCCUUGGAAUCACUUUAGAAAAUAAGUUAGACAGAGAGAUACAAGAGACCUAUAUGUUAGAAGUCAUUGCUAAAGAUGCAGGUUUUCCACAGAACCAAGGCACAUUACAAGUUGAAAUAUCUGUAGGAGAUAUAAAUGAUAAUUCUCCAGUAUUCUCUCAAAAUCUCUAUAAUGUUACCAUUAACAACCGACACCAACUAGAUAGACCAAUUGCAAUGAUUGUUGCAACAGACAUGGAUUCUGGUAAAAACAGCAAGGUUCAGUAUUAUUUUAGUUCUAAAACUUCUGAACUGGUUAAAACAUACUUCAGAUUAAAUGAAAUUACUGGAGAAAUUUUUCUUAAUGAACAAUACAAUCAGGAAAAGAGAAAAAGAUUUAAGUUAUUUAUUGAAGCCAGGGAUGAAGGUAGCCCACCUUUGAGUUCAAUUGUUGUUAUACUUGUAAAUAUUAUCAAUCAACAGAACAAUGCACCUACUAUUGAUAUGAAUUUCUUCUCAGAGUCAUCAGGAAGCACUGCCAUGAUUUCUGAAGAUAUACAAGUUGGCAACUUUAUAGCUUAUCUGAAAAUUAUUGAUAAUGACAUUGGAGAAAAUGGAGAGAUCAGCUGUAAUCUUGACAGUGAUAAAUUUCAACUACAGAGUCGAGGAAUAAAGAAAUAUAAAGUGGUUAUAAAAAAUCGUGUUGACAGAGAGAUUGAGAAAUAUAUAAAUUUUACUAUAACUUGUCAAGACAAAGGAUCUCCUCCGCUGAAAACAGAAAGAAAGUUCUCCAUUCAAGUGAUAGAUGUCAAUGAUGUACAACCACAAUUCACAAAAGAUACUUUUAAAUUUCUAACUUAUGAGAAUGAAAGGCCAAAUUUUCCUGUUGGCUUUGUUAAUGCUACUGAUCCUGAUUUGGGACCUGGAGGUCAUCUUACUUACACGAUAUUCAAAAGCAAUAGACAUUUUCUUCCUUUUGAAAUAUCUAAUUUUGGAUUUAUCUCUACUACAAAACUGUUGGACCGUGAACAGCAAGAAAUUUAUGAGUUCAAAGUUUUAGUCAAAGACAAUGGGGUACCGUCACUUAAUGAUACAGCAAAGGUUAUUGUGGAAAUUAUGGACGAAAAUGACAAUGCACCAUAUUUCAUCUUCCCCAGUGUUAACCCAUUCAGUCUUGAUGUUCACUACCACCCGCAGAGUAAAAGUGACAUUACAACAUUAAGAGCUGCAGACCGAGACAGUCGACAAAAUGCUUUUCUUAAAUAUGAACUUCGAGGAGGCAAUGCUAAAUAUUUAUUUGCCAUUAAUCCUUACACAGGAGUAUUGUCUUUCUCUCGGCCAGUUCAUCAAAAUGAUGCUGGGUCAUUUGAGCUUCAUUUGGCUGUCAAAGACAGUGGCACACCAAGCUUAUCAGCAACAACAACACUAUCUUUAACUCUAACUGUAAGUAAUACAACAGCUAAAUUAUUCACUGCUAUUGAUACACAGUCUGACAACAAAAUACAUAUUAAUUUAUUCAUCAUUAUCAUUGUUGCAGCAGUAGCAGUAUCUGUUGUACUUGUUGUGUCUAUAACAAUUUGCAUUGUGAAAGGCAGUAAUAAUAAAAAUUCUAAACUAAGACGUGGGACAAACAUGUCUUAUCGUAGUUCAGAAGAUAACCACCAAACUGAUUUAGGGGAGCCUAUGUCAUUUCAAUAUGAUGUCCCAGUGACAACACUUUCUGGUGAGGAAAGCAAAAUGCAACAACUUGUGAAUGCAAGGAGACAAAUAAAUCCUAACAGAGAAAGUUUGCAAACAGGAAUUCCUUGGCCGGCUACCACCGAAGAAACAUCACAAAUAUGUGUUCAAAUGAACACUGGUCUAUCUUCUUGUGAAAAAGCUAAAGAAAGAGCAAUCUGUGCCCCUUACCAUUACAGUGUGAUGUCCACAGUAUCUUGUGCUGAAGGUGGGUGUGGCUUGAGUGAAGGAAAUGCUGCAGUCUACGAAGAAGUUAAAGGCGCUAAGAUUUGCCAGCCAGAGCUGCUUCCGACUACAGGUAGGAGGUCUUUAAAACAAACACUCACUAGGGCAAAGAAUACUAGUGGUGGCACUACCAGAACUUCCUACAAAUAUAAAAUGGGUCAAAAUUCUCAUUGCAAUGAUAUUAUUGAUUUGAAAUCAUCUCAAGUCUGUAGUAAUGACACUAACACAAAACUACAGAUAUGGAAUCUACCAACAAGAAACAGUUUUACAUCAUAUUCCAAACCACUACCUGCUGUACCAAUUCACCAUAUUCCUAAAUCUUAAUGUAGGUACUUUCCCGCAGAGUGUUGGUUAACUUUAAAAUAGCAAAUCAAACAGUGACUGCCAAAGUGAAAGGAAAAAGAGUGUAAAAAUAAAAAAAGGUAAUUUUUCAUAUAGGAAAUCAAUCUUAAAAUGAAACAUACUUGAUAUUACAUUCAUACACGGAGAGCAAAAUUCAUCUAUGUGACACAUGGUGAUUGCCAAAGCAUUUUUUCAUUUAUAAAUUCCCCACUCCCUAUGUUAAAAAUACAACAUAAAAUGCAGACAAUAUUCUUGAAUCAAUAACAUAAUUUUAAAGUGCUACAUCAUAAUAUUUCUUUGAAAAAUUGGAAAUAAGAUUGUUCAAAUAAUUACUAUUUAGCAGUUUGUUUUUAAUUUGAUUUUGAUUCUUAAAGAUUGCUAAAAGUCAACUUAUUAAAAUAUAGAGUUAAAGUUAAAAGAAUGUUUUGGUUGAUUUGGUAAAAAAUAUAAAUAAAAAAAUGUAUCUGUUUGAAAUUUAAAAUAUUUUUAUUAAAUUGCUUACGAGGAAGGGCUAACUAUAAUUUUAAAUACUAGGUUAAGAAGCAUAGCAAGAAACAUAAUUAUUUUCUUAAUUCUAUCUCAAUAUUACAACACCAUAGUGAAAAGGGGCUCUACAUGAUUUUUCUCAAAAUAAUUCAACACAAUAAAACAUGACAGUUUGGUAAUACCUUACCAAACUGUCAUAUUUUAUAAUAUAUCUUAAAAGAAUGACAUUUGAUAAGCUUACCAUCAAUGCAUAGCUUGCUUUGAAUUUCCAACCAUUACCGAUAUUACAGGGAUAAAACCAGAUAUAAAACUGAACUAAAAACAAAACAAUGACUAUUCUUUAAUGUGAAAAUUCUUCAAUGUUAUAUUACAAUAGAUGUUAUUGCUGUCUUUUUUCUUCUUUUGCUUUCCUGGAUUUUUAUUUUCAUAUGACUGAUAUUCAAAUUGAAUAUAUUCUGUGAUUGUAUUUUUUUUUUCUCUAAAUUUGAUUUAAUGUUGCCAUUCUUUUGAUAUCAUUUACCAAACUACUCUUACUUCUGUUUGCAUAACAUCAUUUCUAGAUACUGAAUUUCUCUGUAGUUUAUUUUGAGAAACAAAUUUUUAGGAAAUUGCAAACCUUUCAUUUUUUUUACUUUGUACAUACCAAAUUCUUUUUGAAGCAAAUAUUAUUGUAUGUAUAUUUCUGUUUACAGAUAUCUAAUUUAUUUUCUAUUAAAACUUGUCAUCGACUAA